AGGAACUUGUAGGUGAAAUUAAAGCAGUGUGCUGAGUACUGAACAGGUAUAUUUGUAUGUCUUAAUUUUUAUUGGAUUACAUCUGGUGGUAUUUGAAAGCACAGCAUUGAGGUGAUGGCAUUUUAUAACAUUGAUACAAUUUAUUUUUAAUGGGUCUGGUGGUAGCAUUUGGCACUAUUUCUGGUUUUGGUCUGGUGAUGGUCUUUUUUUUUUUUUUUUUUUUUUUUUUUUUCAAAGGUACAUAUUGCUGUGGUGGUGUGAUUAAAAUCAAGCUUAAAUAUGUAAAACUGUUAGAGAAAAAAUAUAUAUAUUUAGUAAGAUGUAGCUCAUGCUUCCCAUAUUUGCUUUCAGCUAUGCGGUACCUAGUGCCAGGUGAUCGCACCAAUGAGCUAGAGAAGGGACUCAAGAACAAAUGGAGGUGGGAGUGGACAGAGGAGAAGGACAGCCAGGGGACUCAGUAUGGAGUAUGGCUGAGGAAGGUGGACAAACCUGGCACUGCCUGGUGUCUGCUCUGCAAAAAAACCAUUGUGUAUGGAAGUAAUGGAAAGAAGGUCUUUGCUAAACACCUAACAGACCACACCCACAAGAAGAUGGUGGCACAGCAGAGGAACACCCAAACGUUGCCAGGGGUGGAGACAGUAGGUGCACCAGACUCAGCUAUUGUGCGACAAGAAGACCUCAGGGCCGUUUGGCACCAGCCCUGGUAGAAUAUGCCCAGAGAAUGGCAGAAAACAAAAAAACACUUGGCAACCUGACCCUGUCAUGGACAGCAUGCACGUACUAUCUGACCCAUGGGGUAGCGAAGAUGAUGAAAGAGGAACUGGUGAGGAAACUGAUAGUUUCUUUUCUAUGAAGAUGGAUGAAGCCACGAACAACGCAAACAAAGUGGUGAACAUGCUUGUAAAGUACUUUGACGAUGAAAGCGGAAUGGUAUUGACAGAGCACCUUGGGUCGUAUGUAGAAAAUCAGGCCACGGCAGAAAACCUGUUUGCUGGAAUGGAGUCAGUACUGGAGGAAGGUGGCCUUGCAUGGACAAAAGUGGUGAGUUGCAUGAUGGACAAUUGCAACGUCAUGCGUGGCCAGAAGUCUGGGGUCAUAGCACAUCUUAAAAAAGCGAAUCCCAACCUGAUGGACAUCCACGGAGAUACGGUCCACAUUGUAAAUAAUUCAGCAAAAGAACUAGUUAAGCCCUUUGAACAUUAUGUGGAAAACAUUUGUGAAGAUCUGUACUAUGAUUUGCAGAAUCAGCCCAAGUCAAAGGAUCUCUUCCAGGAAAUCUCAUCUUUACUAAAUCUUGAUGGACCACUCAGCCUCAUCAGACCAAUAUCCAGCAGGUUUCUACAGAUGAUAGAUGUCACGUCAAGAGUCAUUGACCUGAUAGAUCCUCUGCUGGCCUACUACUACAGCUUCUUGACAGAACAGGAGCAAGAAAGAUAUAAGCCCAAACUGAAGUCUGUCAUGCAGAGCCGAGCAGUAGAGGAGAGCUCCCAAGCACGGAUCAUUCAGAUCCAGGAAAAUCUAGGCAGAGCAGCCAAGUCUGACUGCAACACUGACAGAAAAAAUCCCCUUCUCGUUGCCCUAUUCAACAACCAUGACAAGCUCAUGGCACAUCUCACUCUGUAUAAAGGCAUCCUCACAGAAUUCCAGAAAUAUGAUAAGCUGUACCAACAGGACUCACCAACAGUGCACACCCUCCACAAGGAGAUGUUCGAGCUGACACGAAAAUUCCUCACUUUCAUCAUCAGAGCGGAUGAGAUCCCCGAGGAGAGGGUGUCACAUCUUGUGAGGUUGGACGUUGCAAACCGUCAGCUGCAGGUGAGCAACAGAAACUUAGCUGUUGGGCCAGACUGCUACCCAGUUAUGAGGAAGCUGAGGGACCAAGCAGAGCACAAACACUGGAUAGACCAGUUUUAUUCCAAUCUGAGGACAGGAUAUCAGCUUGCUGCCAGAUACCUCCUGCAGAAGUUGCCACUACAGAAUAGCAACCUGAUCAACCUCUCAGCCCUUAGACCUGAUCUCUCUACAUCCCCAGCCACGUUAGUAGCUUUUCAAGAACUUGGGGAAGCACUUCCCAAUGUCAUUGGUGAAAAUCAGGUGGGACACCUGUCAAUGGAGGUGCGUGGGUACAUGGUGGACAGUGAUGUCAAAGACAUGCUAGAAAAGUACAGUGCAGAGGUAAACCCACAAAUCGACAAAGACUGGUGGGCCAAAGUAUUUGCCCUGAAAACUGAUGAGGAGAGAAGGUACCCCAUACUUACGAAACUGGUAAAAGCAGUUCUCAGCAUAUUUGCAGGUCCUGUUGUUGAAGGUUCCUUCAACUUUAUGGACGACAUCAUCGAAAAUGACAGGACCUCAAUGGUAGUGGAAAACUACAAAGCUGUUUCCAGGGUGAAGUACUAUCUGAGGUCGAAAGGAACCACCAGUACUGACCUGCAAGUCACAACCGAGAUGAGGCAAAACUGCAUGACAGCCUACAAAACAAAUGAGGCAUUCCUUCAGAAAAAGGCAGAAAAGAGACAAAAUGAACUGAAGGAAAAAGCAGAAAAUGCAUUGAUCUGGUUGGAGGAUAAGGCCACCAAACAAACAAAUCCAAGAAAGAGAGCCAGAUUUGAGGUGUGGCACAAUACUGAUGUGGCAGAGAGAAGGUCAGAAUCAUCAUCAAGCAGGCCUUCCCAGCAGCCUUCUUCAAACAGGCCAUCCCAACAGUCAGCAAACAGGCCAUCCCAACAGUCAGCAAACAGGCCAUCCCAACAGCCUUCCUCCUCAGCCAAAAGGCCUGCCCAAGAGCCUUCACCUACACAGUCUGCUUCAGCCAAUAGUCCUGCAAACCAGCCUUCUUCUGCAGCAAACAGGCCAUCUGGUGUAUCAAGAUGUUCCACUGGCUCUACUACAUCAGCUAAACAACCAAAUAAGAAAAGAUUAAGUGAAACAGGCACCAUUUUCAAAUAUUUCAAAAAGUAAUACACAGCACGCCAUAGAGCCUCAAUCUACCUGUUACAUGCUCAGUUGUGAAUAAAAAUUGACUUGGUGAAAAAUGAUGGACUUGAUCAUUUCUAAUAAGAAGUUACG
Thalassophryne amazonica is the source of this 3069-nucleotide messenger RNA. RefSeq lists its product as uncharacterized. The transcript is spliced from 2 exons. Bases 763 to 2961 code for a protein of 732 amino acids. The record is from RefSeq and is a predicted model, not a curated record. Lineage: Eukaryota; Metazoa; Chordata; Actinopteri; Batrachoidiformes; Batrachoididae.